This is a messenger RNA of Paramecium primaurelia, 2097 nucleotides long. The record is from the annotation of a GenBank genome assembly. Lineage: Eukaryota; Ciliophora; Oligohymenophorea; Peniculida; Parameciidae.
AUGUAAAAGUAGAGAAAAUGUGAGAAUAAGAGAACAAAAUAAAGAGAAUAAAGAAAAUAUAUUUAUUUAAUAUAAUAAAAAACUAUGAAAUUAUGUUCAAUCAUCAUUCAAAAUAAAAGAGGGCAAAAUAUCUUUGUUGUCUCAUCCAAUGAUUAUUCUCAUGAAUUAUCAUUAUAACAUUCUAAGGAUAUAUACAACUACAUUCUUAGUCAAAUUAGUAUUCAUAAAUUAAUCAUUUAGAGACAGGAAAAAAGAUUGAUAGAUCUAUUGUAUUAGAUUCAAAUUAUGUUUGUAUUUGCAAUGUAAAUAAAGAUGUAAUUACAAUCAACCUAAUGACUUUAGGCAAUAUUUUUAGUUAUUGUAUAACGAAAUGAAUUAUUCUUGGGAUAUGAAGCUAUCAAAAAAUUAGCAGAAUUCUAUGCUACAUAUUAUAAGUAAGAAAUCACUACUAGAAAAUAUUAAGAAGUAAUUUUUCAAUUCUAUUCUUAGAUGUUACUUUUAUUAGAAGAAUUUUUAUACACUAAAGAAUUUUUACCUCAAAAAUUAUAAUUUAAUUUAACAGUUAAAGUCCCUGUUUCCUCUAGAUGUAUUGCAGAUUGUGAUCAUCUUUAAAAGUUUUCAUCACUCUAAGCCACAAUUGAAAAAAAUCUAAUUGCUAAUAUACCUCUCAAAUAUGCAAAGAAAUAAUAAAUUAUUGAAAAAGAAAUAGAUAUUAUAAACAUAUUUAUUAAACCAAUAACAAAUUUAGAUGAAUAUAAGCCAAACUAAGAAGAACUUUAAUGGAAACAAAAAUUCAAAAAAAGUCUUUAUGAUUGUGCCUUUAAAAUGAAGAGUAAAUAAGUUCACAAAGAAAAUAUCUUCCAAAAAUAUAAACCACAAAAACCAAAUACUUAAUAUAAAUAACAUGCAUAAAAAUCAACUUAAUUACUAAAUUAAUAUAAGGGUAUAAGCAGUUCAGAUAUAUAAAUAAUGAAGCUUAUUUUUUAAAGUUAGAUACAAAAAGGAUAAUAGGAUCUUUCUAAUUAAUAAAAUAAAUAAUAAUCAUCAAAACCAAUCUAGUAGUAACAUACUAGAUAAAUUAAUUUAUUAGAUUAUGGUGAAAAUUUUACAUCAGUUGAAGCCCCAAAAAUAUUGCCUUAAUAAGUUUAAAGUUCUAAUGAAGAAUAACCAAAAACUAAUCCUAUUUAAGUAAAACCAAAAUUAUAAUAAAAUGCAAAUGAUCUAUUGGAUUUAGAUGAUAGACCACAUCAUUAAGUAUAACCAUAAAUUUAAUAAAUAUCUGGUCCUGAUUUAUCAUUUUUAAAUUUAUCUCCAGUAAAAUAAUUAGAACCUUGCUUAAAAAUGCUGGAGAAAAUGAUUAUUGCUUAAAAAGAUGGUAGAUUGAAAGAAUUAAAAAUAUAUGGAUAAAUUGCUUUAGAUGGAGAUUUUACAUUUGAUGAUUAAUCUAAUCUUUAACUUUUGGGAUAAUAUUGGUAAGAUACAUAUGGAUGUUAAAGAAGGAUAACUCCAAAUUCAUUAGAUUUGCAAUUAUUGAAUGAGAAUAGUUAUAAAAUGAUUGUUAAAAAUGCUAGUUAUAAGGUUCCAAAGGGCAUUAUUGAUUAUAUCAUUCCAACAAAAGCAUUUUCUUAAUAAAGGAUACCAGUUAUAUUUUUAUAUAGAUUGGAAUGUGUCUAAUCAUUUGCCAGUUAUUGUCUAUAAUAUAAAGUAAAUGAUUAAUGGUAAGUUCCAUUAUAAGAUAUUGUUAUUGAAGUCAAUCUAGAAAAGGAUGUAGAAUAUGAUGAUUUAAAAACAAUCCCAGUAGCAUAAAAUAUUACUGAUAAAUAAAUAACUUGGAAAGUACAAAUAUAUAUUUAAAUAGGCUAAAUAAUUACUAUAAUAGUAAAAAGGUAAAUUGAUUUUGAAUCUUACAGGUAUUAAGAAGUAAGGAUCCUAAAUUUUAAAUCAUAUAAGAAUUAGUUUAAAAGCUAAUGUAAUUGAUAAUACUUAAUUUAGACAUCUGUUAUUGAGAAUAUGGAUAGCAUAAUGUUUUAUAAUAGCUAAGAAUACAAAUGCUAGAAAAAGCUGAGUGUUGAAUACAAAAUAUAUCCGAAUUCUUGA